AGUUAUUGUUUUGGUGGCAACGAAGCAAGUGUCAAGUGUAUUUUCUCACAGUUCUUGAACACAUUUAUAAAUAAUUAAAUAAAUUAAUUAAAACUUUGAUCUUUGUCAACCAAAUUAUUGAUGUUAAAUUGAAGAAUAAAAUAUUUAUCAAUUUAAAUUAUUAAAUCACUGAUCAUCAACAGCUGAUAAAAAAAAAAAAUAUGGAAAGAUUAGAUCUACAUGAAUGCAAAGUGAAAAAUAAAAUUUCAAAAUUGCGUCAAGCAAUUCCACAAUUUUGUGCAGUUGGUGCUGAAAAUUUAUUACUAGUUACACUUGGUUCUACAAUUGGAUUUUCAUCAAUUCUCAUACCAGAAUUGACUAAAGAUAAGACAGAUAUAUUUCUUGACCGUGAUGACGAGUCAUGGAUAAGUUCUAUGAAUUUAUUUACUGCACCAUUUGGCUGCUUGUUAAGUGGUCUAGCAUCAACAUAUUUUGGUAGAAAAACAACAAUGCAAUUGGCAAUGUUUCCUUAUAUAUUAAGUUGGUUAAUUUUUUAUUUAUCAACAACUAAACAAAUGUUGUUUAUUGCACUUGUAUUGGCUGGCUUAAAUAAUGGUAUUGUUGAAGCAUCAGUAUUGACUUAUGUUGCUGAAGUAUCACAGCCUCAUUUACGAGGAAUAUUAUCAUCUACAUUGAGUGUUGCUGUUAUUCUUGGAUUUCUUACUCAAUCACUCACAACAACAUUAACAAAUUGGCGAACAACUUGUCUUGUUAAUAUAACAUAUCCUGUUAUUGGUUUUAUAGCAUUUUGCUUGGUUCCAGAAAGUCCAUAUUGGCUAGCAGAAAAACAACAAAUUGUUAAUGCUGAAAAAGCACUUUGUUGGCUAAGAGGAUGGGUAUCCAGUUGUCAAAUUAAAAAUGAACUUGAAAUUAUUUGCAUCUCUGUCAAGCCAAAAGAUAACAAGCAUAAAAAUAAAAAACAUUGGAAAGAGUUUACAAAACAAACAUUUAUAUCACCAUUUAUAUUGGUCAUUGUUUGUUUUGUUAUUGUUAAUUUUGCUGGUUCUGUUUGUAUUCAAACAUAUUCUGUUGAAAUAUUUAAAGAACUCAAUACACCAAUUGGCAUUAAAAUAGCUCCAGUUUAUUUGAUACUUGCUCAAUUAAUUGGAACAAUAAUUUGUGUUGUUUCAAUAUUUUUUACUGGCAAAAGAACAAUCAAUUUUAUUUCAAUUGCAGGAGGUGGUUUAUGUUCCUUAGGAAUUUCUAUUUAUAUUUAUCUUGUUGAAUUUAAUUUUAUUCAUGAAAAUAAAUACACCUGGUUACCAUCAUUGUUACUUAUUGGCACAGCAUUUAUUUCACAUAUUGGAAUCAGAUUAUUAGUGUGGAUUAUUGUUGGAGAAGUUUUUCCUUCAAAGGUCAAAUCAAUUGCUACGAGUGUUUCUGUUGCAAUUAAUUACGCAUUUUCAGGUAUAGCUAAUAAAACUUAUCUUGGUUUAAAGGACAUUAUUGGUUUGUCUGGAACAUUUAUGCUAUAUGCUAUUAUUUAUUUUAUCGGUCUUGUUGCACUUUAUUUUAUGCUACCAGAAACAGAAGGUAAAACACUUCAAGAAAUUCAACAACAUUAUUCUGGUAUUCACAAGUUAAAUAAAAAUCAACAAAAAGAACAAAAAAUAUUAAUUUAAUUAUUAUAAUAAUCGUUAAUAUAUUUUUUUAACAAUAUUUAUUUAUACAUAUUUUCUUGUAAACAUUUAUUUUAUAUAACUGAAAUAUAAAAAAGAAAAAAAAAAUAAAAA
Molecule: messenger RNA, 1772 nt
Organism: Aphidius gifuensis
Lineage: Eukaryota; Metazoa; Arthropoda; Insecta; Hymenoptera; Braconidae
Product: facilitated trehalose transporter Tret1-like
Exons: 5
Coding region: 201-1661 (486 amino acids)
Biological process (GO): transmembrane transport
Cellular component (GO): membrane
Molecular function (GO): transmembrane transporter activity
Source: RefSeq, a predicted model, not a curated record